Molecule: messenger RNA, 4425 nt
Organism: Adineta ricciae
Lineage: Eukaryota; Metazoa; Rotifera; Eurotatoria; Adinetida; Adinetidae
Source: the annotation of a GenBank genome assembly
AUGAAAGUAAUCACUAAAAGCUCGACAAGUAGAAUCAAACGAUUACACAACUGUGUUCUAAAACUAAACAUCUAUUGUGACGAAAGUGAUUCACCACUCAUUGAUCAAUUAUUGUCGACACGAAUAUUCCUCAUUCUGUUAUUCCUCCUUCUGCUUCUUAUUAUAGUUUAUAUCAUUCUUAGUGUUCAAACUCAUUCGGUGACUAUUCAGUCUCCCUCGGAAUCCACUUUCACGCAACUGUUUCAACAGUAUCCAAGCACACUCUCAUGCCCAUGUUCACACACAUCUGUUCGACAUGAUCAGUUCCUCUUGCUCAAUCCUCAGUAUCAUCCCAUUUGUACAAGUCAAUUAGUUAAUCAGUCAUUUAUUCCAUUAUUAUCUUCUGUGAAUGUGAGUCAGCAUCGCACCACUGAUUAUCGAACAAUGGCAACAUCUCAUUUUCAAAUUCUUGCUUUACUUUGUCAGACAGUUCGACAAAUGAUUGAUGAUUCUUUCAGUGAAUUCUUCUCACAGCAUUUCACUACUUCAGAAGUUGUGUCAAAUGAAACAUUCAAUGUUCAGAUGAAUCAUCUUGUAGAACAACUAAAAACAACAAAUAUUGCCAAUCUAAAACAUACCAGCGAUUUUCUUUGGUUGAACGUGUUCUACAAUGCAAUUCACUCGGGAUUGAAGACAAACUUUUACAUUAAACAUUCGGAUGGUAAUCAUUUAACCUACGGUUCGUAUUCUUAUUCUUCUUCGAAUGCGAACUGUAAUUGUUAUCGAUCUGCUGAUUGCACUGCACAAGCUACAAUCAGAAAGUUAGUAUCGUCUAAUGCAACUGUAAAUACAACGACGGCUGUGCAGAAUCCAAUCAGACUCUUUAACAUACCUGGUCUAAAAGUUGGUUGUCUGCCAUACAACUCAUUACUUCAAUCAACUCUUCAAUGUUUCUUCAAUCAGUCAUGCAUCGCUCGAAUUCAAGAGUACCUCCCUGCAUUAGUCUUCGUCUCUCGGCUCUCUGCUCACUCUCGUUUCCAACAAAAUGCCACAGUCGAGCAUCUUCUCGAUCAACUCUUCAUCGAAUCAUGGAACCAAAUCAACAAUUUCACGGCUUAUUUUCAAAGUUGUUCUCCUCACUCAUGCACAUAUUCAUAUGAUCAACGAUUCAAUAUUCUUUAUGUCAUUGUCAAACUUAUUGGUAUUUUCGGUGGCUUGAAGAUGGUGUUGAAGUUUUCUGCUCCACUCAUUGUCAAACUUAUUCGACGUGUUCAAACGUGUCGAUGCAUUUCUAAGACAGUGGACAAAAAUGAAAUACCUGUUCAACAAAAUGAAAUAGAUGCAAAGCGGUAUCUUGCAUGUCUUGUACAGAAAAUGGAAACAAAACUGAAGACAUUGAAUCUGUUUCCAUUGUUGUCUGAUGAAAUAGAUGGAUUGUAUUCAACACGACUUUACAUCAUCUCGUAUAUCAUUGGAAUCAUCGCGUUAGUCUUCUAUACUUCGAUAUCAGUUCAGAUGCGAAGUAUCACUGUAUAUGAGCCAAGUUUAAUCGAAUAUGAACGAUUGUAUGCGGAAUAUGGCAGAACAUUGAUCUGUCCGUGUAGUCAUCUGUCUAUGUCUUAUCUUUCGAUUAUUCAUCUCGAAGUCGAAUAUCAUCAAGUAUGUUCGAGCCAGUUUGUCGACGACAAUGCUUGGCUGUCAUAUUUUAAUACGACUAUUCAUUCCUUAUUUUCGUUGGAUUUUCGAAUUGAAGGUUCAAGGCUAUUUCGUAUACUUCAGUCAUUAUGUGGAUUGUCGAAUGAAACAGUAAGAAAUCAACUACGCGUGUUCAAUGAAACGCAAUUCAUCAAUGCACAUGUUGUGUCAAGAGAUACAUUCGAUAUUCAAACAUCCAUUCUAAUUCUUCAAUUACAACAACAGACUCUUGACUCAUUUAUAACAAUAUUUCAACUGGUUCGUGUAUCCAUUCAGCUGAACCAAUUUAUGGUAUUUGGUGGCACAAAUUCUAGAAUCAUGCGAUACAAUAACAGCAGUACUGUAGUAUACGGUUCUGUGCCAAACGAUGACUACGAUUAUAACUGUUCAUGUGGACAAAAUUUUCAUUGUAGUCGUUCACAAGGUUUUUACUGUACCGCGUCCGAAUGUAAAAUCUCGGAGAAUAGGCCAAAUCAGACUAUACCUGGUUUAGUUCAAAGUUGUUUAUCUAUUGACUCUCUUCUUCUAUCAACACUCGAGUGCUUCUACAACUCAUCAUGCAUUCAAAUGCUCAUCGAAUGGCGUUCGUUUAACUUCACAGCUCAUAAAAACGAUUCGCGUUUCACUAACGUCACUCCACUCGAUCCAAUGCGUAACACUCGUUUUCCACCUAAGACCAAACUAGAAGACAUCGUCUCACAGCUAUUCAUCGAAAAGUGGAUCAUCGAAACUAACUUCACCGCAUUCUAUCAGCAAUGUGCACCACACACAUGUACUUAUACUUUUGAACAGCGUUUUAAUCGUGUGUUUAUUAUUGCAACAAUAUUUGGCAUCAUCGACGGUCUUUCCCUUACUCUUACGAUACUCAUUCCGUUCAUUGUCAAACUAUGUCGAAAAGUCAAUCGUUGCUGUCAUCGACAUCCUAAUGACAUUCGAAGAAAAGUCAUAUUGAAUGUAUGGAUCUCGCAUCGAAAUAUUCUUCAAAAAUAUGCAAAGUGCAAACAUUAUGCGCAGACAUUCAACUUGUAUGACAAACGACGCUUUCAUCCCUCAUCAGAUCCUCCAACAAUAACACCUGCUGAUAUUUUGUUGAUCGAACGACAGUGUUUCGCUACUCGUGUUUUUGUCAUUUUCUUCAUCAUCAUCCUUCUCAUUGUUAUCAACGUUCUUGCCUUCAAUGUAUCAGUGUAUUCGCUCACAAUUCCAUUUCCAUCCGAAUCAACCUUUGAAUCUCUUCAACGGAAGUAUUCAUCAAAGCUUUCUUGUCCAUGUUCACAAACUGCAGUUUCAUUUUCCAAAUUUCUCUCAAUCAAGGCAAGUGAAUAUCAUCAAAUCUGUUCAAGUGACUUUGUUUCAUUUCGCUUCUUGGAUAUUCUUUGGGGGAAUAAAAGAGCCCAUUCAUAUUUCAGCCCCGUUGACGAUAAAGUGUUGAGUACACAAUUUCGGCUGUUGGCAGCAUUAUGUUCUCUUGCAAACAGCACCGUUGAGGAAAGAAUACGAACAUUAUCGACUCGAGAACUCGUCACUCUCGAGCCAUUAUCACGACACUCAUUCGAUGAUCAAAUUCAUUCGAUUGUGAGCAGUUUUAUACGAGAAACGCCUCGUGAUUUUCGGCGAACACAUCAAUAUAUCAAUGACAUGCUUCAUGCUAAUCAAUUUCAAAAUUUUCUCUCGACAAAUUGGAAUCUAGUAACAACACUUGUUGGAACAUUACACUCUUUCUCGACAAGUCCAGUUUCAGUAAAUGAAAGUGGCCAGUUCUGUUUAUGUGAGAUUUCCUCAACAUGUACAAGGUCAAAGCUGCAGAAUAUGAACAACCAAGCAACAUUCGCCGGUUUCGUUGUCGGAUGUUUACCUGUUCAUGGCCUUCGACUUUCAACCCUCGAAUGUCUUUAUAGUUCAGAAUGCUUGAAGAGAUUAGCUAAAUUUGUCAACAGUUCAUUUGUUCCGUCGCCCUUAAAUCAAUCGAUUCCAAGUCGUUUCACACCAAUCUCAUCAACACCGAUCGGUACUCUGAUCGAUGAGUUGUUCAUCGAGUUAUGGCAGAAUUCGUCUAAUUAUUCGAGUUAUUACUCGAUAUGUGCACCAUCGAACUGUAAAUACACAUAUGUCGAAAGCAAUGAUUUUGUGCACAUACUGACUACGAUUCUUGGUUUAUAUGGUGGAUUGACUGAAGAGUUGCUUAUCGUUAUUUGGGGCAGUCUGCAGAUGUAUUGGAAGAUUCAAUAUCUCUUGAUUGAUGAAAUGAGUCUGGCUGGUUUGAUUCUACUCGGCAAACUCAAUCGAAUUCUUUGUGCCACCAAACAUGUCGAUCCGCAAAUUCCAUUCGGUGGUAUAAACGUUAUAUUCUUUGGUGAUUAUUUACAGUAUCGGCUUGUGUACGAUGCCUCACUACACACCGACUUUUCAUCGGAAAACAGAAAGAAAUCCAACAACAUGCGAACAGAAGACACACGAUAUCAUCAGUUACUUGAACGACUUCAUCAAGGUCAAUAUAGUUAUGAAGAUAAUGAAUUAUUACUGACGCGCGUUGUCAGACAGUCAUCAGUAUCUCUUCAUGAACCAGCAUGGAAUCAAGCUCCCAUGCUUGUGUUUAGAAAUGAAAUAUGUACGCAACUGAAUCACAGGUCGGGAAUUCAUAAUGCAAUACAAACAGGUUGCGAUCCAAUGGUAUGUAUUGCUCAGGACUUUUGUGAAGGCAAGCCUGUGGAAGAGCCCGCACUUCUUAAAAUUAUUGGAAUUAUCAGAUAG